GUAGCGUGAUUGUUGUAAUUUCGAACAUAAUGUGUUCAUAGCGGAGCGUGAUUGCUGUACAUAAAACAUUUGAGUAUUAUCAGGAACAUAGAUUAUCUUAAAUUUAUUUUUUUUCGGCAUUUUUUAAAUUUAUUUUUUUCGGCAAAUUAAUUACCGAACAACAACACAAGCAUCAUCCUUAACGGUAGCGUGGCCGAGCGGUCUAAGGCGCUGGAUUAAGGCUCCAGUCUCUUCGGGGGCGUGGGUUCAAAUCCCACCGCUGCCAAGUUUGUUUUUGAUAUUUUAACAUAACUAUUUUAUUUUUUGCUAUGCACACAAGCCGCGUUAAGACAAAAAUCACUCUGAACGCAACAUUUACAAAUUCGACAGUACUUAUUAUGAAAUUUAUUAUAAUACUUUAAUGCUGUUCAAUUGAUCUUUCUGUAUUGUUUAUCUUUUCAUCUACAGGGUAAAAACAACGGGUGCACUCCACUGAGCGUACGCAGCUAGUUGCUCAUUCAACCUUUCCUAGACCGCCAUUUUGUUCAUGUUUUAGCAAUCCGUCCUUAUAAAUAAAUGGACCACGAGGAAUGUGGUAGCUACAAAAGCAAUCCAAGAACCAGUGUUUCCAUGUCUUCUUACAUUUACAGUUGCUGGCCAACGGGUAGCCCAAAUGUGUCUGAUCCCGGUUAUUCAUACUUUGACAACAAGCAAAGCAUCCUCCAUCUCCUGUCUCUCAUGGUCACUGCUUCCAACCUACAGCUUCCCGGAUGACGAGUGACGUCAGCGAGCCAUCUUUGUUCCCCUAAUCCGAGCAUCUACUUUUAAGUGUACACAGUGACAGAAGCGAAUAGCGGUGGUGCGCCCUUAUUAUAAAAGGCAUAAUAACCAGACGCGACACACAAUUAAGGCGCACAUCACAUACUGGUGGAAAAUAAUUAUAUAUAAAAUACUUCAAAAACGCAGGGAUUACCACAUCACUGGAAUAACCUGGAGAGUGUAUUAUUUAUCCCGGAGAGGAGAGAAACGCCUGAAGCAGCGCGCCCAUCCAAAUCUUGUAGACGCAUACAAAGCCCGGUACAAAAUGUCUGCCCCAGCUCCUGCCGGUGGUCCUGCCCCAGAGGGAGGUAACCAGCCUCCCAACCUUACCAGCAACCGUCGCUUACAGCAGACACAGGCUCAGGUGGACGAGGUGGUGGACAUUAUGCGUGUGAACGUAGACAAGGUUCUGGAGAGGGACCAGAAGCUGUCAGAACUGGAUGAUCGGGCUGAUGCCCUGCAGGCUGGAGCCUCACAGUUCGAGACCAGUGCCGCCAAGCUUAAGAAUAAAUACUGGUGGAAGAAUGCCAAGAUGAUGAUUAUCUUGGGGGUGAUAUGCGCGAUUGUCCUCAUUAUUAUCAUUGUGUACUUCAGCACCUAAAUUGCGAUGUUCCUACCCCAGUCUGAGCUCAUGAACGUCGAGUCCAAGGCACAGAGAAAUCCCUUUCAAAAAAGAUGAGAAAAAUGACUUCUCACAACAACCUGUUUUUUGCCCUAGAAGAGUCUAAAUAUGCCCCUUCCCCGAGUCCCUUUGCCCCCUGCCUCCACUGCCUCAUAGCUGGGCCCCUGUCACUCCUCGUUUGUUCUGUCCGUGACUGUGUGGCCAUGUCUCCUCUGUAAAUACCUUCGGCUUUUCUGAAAUACUGUUCAUACUCUAAACUCCUGAUUACUUGUGACAACAACAACCAAAAAAAGAUCACAACACAUGCAACUACUUAGAAUAUGAUAAGAUUAUACAGUGUAUAUAUAUAUAUAUAUAUAUAUAUAUAUAUAUAUAUAUAUAUAUAUAUAUAUUUAAAAUGUUCUUUGUAGAGUUUUAUUCUGAUAUGAUGGUUUUUGUAGUUUGUAUGUGAGUGUGAAGUUUUUUUAUUUUGCUUCAGGUUGAAACUACUGCCUCUUAAUCUGGGUGUUUGUAACUUGCACGCUGUAUUUCACUCUUUCGAUGUCUUUCUCAGUCUUGCUCACUGAGUAUCUGUGUAUAUUUGCACACUGAUAGACUCCCUAAACUGCGGUACUAAAUCAAACGUUUUUCCACCUUUUUCCCCCUAUCACAUUCACUCUAUCUCUGACCAACUCCAUUCCCCCUCAACCCCUUUCUUUCUUUCUUUUUCUCUCUUUCCAACAGUACUUACUCUAUUAGUGUACUUACUCUAUUAGUGUACUGCCACAACAGAUUUGGACCAAUGACCAUCAUUUGAUGUCUUUAGUGUCUUAUCUCUUAAACAUUCCUUAAAAGCAGUGUAGAAUUAUGCUGUCUAUAAAAAAACAGUGUAAAGUAAGCAUAUUUAUCUUAGAAUUACAAGUAAGUCUUAAAAAGUACUAGGCAUAACAUUUACUGUUGCACAAAAAUCACUUGAAUUUGUAAACAGUUCAUUGCGCUGUAUGUUAAGUGAAUGCUGAUGUUUAAAAGUGCUCAGUGCUAGUCUAACCCAAAUUUCACUAUAAUUCUGCUGGUAAAGAUUUUCAAGGCCAGAUAAUCUCCAUAGAGAGGGGAAAUAUCAUGCACAAAAAGCUUGUUUUCUAUGGCGGUUUUUAACUGGUUAGACUGCAAGUGCGACUGGGAGAGAACCAUGCGCUGUUACUUUCUCACACCAUAUCAGCCUCUGUUAAAAGUACUGCCAAACCAAUACAUUACCCACAAAUAAGUUCAUCCGUCUAAAAGCACACUGGUUUAUCCUACUACUUUAUAACGUGAGCUAGUUAGAACAGCUCUGGUUCUCUCUCUUAUAUCUAGAUACUGCCUUUUGAGUUUUUAUUUAUUCUUUCUAUAUAGAUUAUAUUUGUAUUUUAUAGUUUUAUGUGAAAAUUAGGCAGAAAAGGGAUCAGAUCUUUCAGGGCUUGAUUGCAUGCAACAAGCACCUUUGUGUCCCUCGCUAUUGUCCAUUUCUCUGUGUGCCUGUUUGUAGAGUUCAGCUGUAGUUUACACACUGCCAAGCACCUGAGUGGACUUUUUCUUUUCUUUUUUUUUUUCAUUCCCUUCCUGGAUUGCUCUAAAACUUAUAUAAGCCAUCAUCACUAUCCGACCAAUCUGUUGACAAAAAGAGAGCCAGGCAUGAAAUGUGCAUCUGCACGUGAUCACACCCCCUCAGAUUUUCUGUAACUUUGCAUCCAGCUCCCCUUCGCUGUUAUCACAGUAGAGUUUGCGUGUGUGGACUUAAUUUAGGAGCUCUGGUUAGUUGUGGAGUUUUCCUGAUUUAUCCUGACAUAUUAGGCUGCUUAGCUGUUCCCAUGGUAACCUGCAGGGUUGGAUCAGAUUAGCUGAUUAAUUGUGACAGGAGGCGGGGCCAAGGUUUAAGGGGGCGGGGCUAGAGUAAAAAUUCCACUGGUGUGUAUUCUGUAUGAAAAAGCUUUAGUGAACAACUAUGAUUCAGAUUUCUUCAUAAUGAUAAUCAGCUUGCUUUUUUAAUUCUUUCAUUUGUUUAUCCAUCAGCGUUUUUCUUCUUUAAGAGGAGAUAAGUAGCCUUAGUACAUUUCAUUUGUUUCCAUCCGAGCACUCUCAUUCGCUCCUUUGUCCCACUCAUGUUAUGCUACUUUAAAUGGAAAUUGACCAAAGACAUAUUAUAUCUUGCUUAUACUGCCAACUGCCAUCAAAAACAAGUUAAGGGACAAAACAUUUCCCCUUGUUCUUUGACAGAUCUCUGGUUUUUCAAAAGCUCACAUCCAGCAAAAUAAUGGAAAAGAAGUCACAUAUUUUUCUGGUCUACAUCUAUUUUACUUGAAUAUUUAGUAUGAGUUAACAAGUGGUGAUGAUUGCUAACAGGAAAAGAAAUUUAGAAUCAUAAUCCGACUGUUGAAUCCCCUGUUGAAUUCGAACCAACAAUGAUAGCACAACUCCUCCUUUAGGUAUUUAUAAUGCUGAGUAUGAAACAUAACAUUUCUUUGUAACUGUUUAAAGAAAAAAAUACAAAAAAAAUAAAAUAAAUCUGUAUUGUUUCAUAUUGUAGUGUGGGGUUCACCUAGGGAAAGGGGGUCCUGUUCUUUUCUGGACAUUUUUCAUUUAAGAAACAAAAACAAUCAGUAUGCUGACAAUAUCAAAAUAGAGAAACUUUCAGGCAAAACUAUGUAUACAUAUAUAUAUUAGGCAAAUACAAAGAUUAUUCUCCCAGGGGUUGUCAAUAUUUUUAAGGGAUGGAACUUAUUCAAAAGCAUGCAUUGGGGUAGGACUCAAACAUGAUAAAUUAAUCAAAGCAUUUAAGAAUAAUUCACAAAUUUAAAGAAUUGGGGAUUAAUAAAAACAAUGUAUAUUCUUUUCUUUGUGUUUGUGUGUGUGUGUGUGUGUGUGUGUGUGUGUGUGUGUGUGUGUGUGUGUGUGUGUGUGUGUGUGUGUGUGUGUGUGUGUGUGUGUGUGAUGACAUUUUCUCCUUGUCUUGGCACUUAUGUUUUGUCCACAAAUGUGUGGUUGGAGUGCAAUGCCAGCAUGUUAAAGAUGUUGUGUCUUCUUUAUUGGAGGGAACCAAUGAAGACACAGGACUUUACCAGACUGGCUCAAAAGCCACAGUGAUUUCUCCAUGACACACGUCAUACAGUUGUUUACUUUAUUUUGAGCAGGAAUUAGUUACGGCUUCAGAGUGGUGCUCUGAGGCACAGCUUCAUUGUGCUUAGUCAAGAGAUUUUAGUUAAAGAUAAGAAUGGUGACCUAAGAUAUCAAAGUAAUACUGGAAACUGAACCCUGCCUUAUUAAAGGUUAGCAGGGUUUUUUUUUCAGAAAGCUUGUACAGAGUGUGACUGAAAUACGAACUUGGUUAUAUGGAAAACUAUGGCGUUGUGAUUCACUGGUUUGUUGAAGUGUUUGGGACUGAAUAGAGAAUGCAUACAAGCAUUGCAGUGCAGGUCUACUAGAAAUGCAUUGAACCCAAAGCCAAGUUGCUGUACUGAUACAACAAUUUGUAUUUAAUUUGUUUAUUUAUUGGAUUUAUGGAGGUUUUUUUGGAGGAGGAAAGGUUUUAGAUGAGUAUUACCCCUGGUUGUCUGGCCUCUUUGGAGGGACUAGGCUUGAGGAUCACGGGCAAUGCGAUCUUCACAAUCUGAUUUUAUGUUUCCUUUAUUUAUUGUGUCAUAAGUGUAUUAUUGCAUAUUAAACAGAAUGAUGUACAUUGUAACAGGGAACCAUUAGGUGACCGGACAUACAUAAAAUCAAUUGUAGAGUAAAUCUGUCAAUGUCUAUUAUAUGGAUGAACAUCUUGGGUAUAUAUAUAUAUAUAUAUAUAUAUAUAUAUAUAUAUAUAUAUAUAUAUAU
Molecule: messenger RNA, 5254 nt
Organism: Xyrauchen texanus (razorback sucker)
Lineage: Eukaryota; Metazoa; Chordata; Actinopteri; Cypriniformes; Catostomidae
Gene: vamp2
Product: vesicle-associated membrane protein 2
Exons: 5
Coding region: 1064-1399 (111 amino acids)
Biological process (GO): vesicle fusion; SNARE complex assembly; vesicle-mediated transport
Cellular component (GO): SNARE complex; plasma membrane
Molecular function (GO): SNAP receptor activity; syntaxin-1 binding
Source: RefSeq, a predicted model, not a curated record